Molecule: messenger RNA, 816 nt
Organism: Podospora pseudopauciseta
Lineage: Eukaryota; Fungi; Ascomycota; Sordariomycetes; Sordariales; Podosporaceae
Exons: 2
Coding region: 1-816 (271 amino acids)
Biological process (GO): ribose phosphate metabolic process; nucleoside phosphate metabolic process
Molecular function (GO): ADP-ribose pyrophosphatase activity; ADP-glucose pyrophosphatase activity
Source: RefSeq, a predicted model, not a curated record
AUGACCACCGUCCACCACCCCUCCCACCCGUCCAUCCCCAUCACCCUCCCCGACGGUCUCACAGAAGACCAACUCCUCAAUUUCUGUCCCUUUACCUCCUGGCUAUCAACCCUGACCACCUCUCUCACCUCCCAAUCCACCACCCCCUCCCACCCCUUCUCCCCCAAUCCAUACACCCUCCGCUCUGUCAAAAUCCAAUCAUUCGACCUAUUCGGCCCCAGAGUUGGCUUCCUCAAGCUCGUAGCCGAUGUCAAAAACGAUAAAAACGAGACGCUCCCCGGCGCGGUGUUUCUGAGAGGACCAUCGGUGGCUAUGCUUGUGAUGCUCAUACCCGAUGAUGGUAAGGAUGAGGAGGAGAGGUACGUUUUACUGACGGUACAGCCGAGGGUUGCGGCGGGGAGUCUGGAGUUUGUGGAGUUGCCUGCGGGGAUGGUGGAUGAGGAGGGGGAGUUUGUGGGGACGGCGGCGAGGGAGAUUGAGGAGGAGUUGGGGAUUAGGAUUGAGGAACGGGAGUUGAGGAAUCUGAGUGAGAUGGCGUUGGGGGAGGAGGGAGGGGGGGAGGGGUUGGGAAGGGGGGUGUACCCUAGUCCGGGGGCGUGUGAUGAGUUUAUACCUAUUUUUAUGCAUGAGAGGCGGGUACCGAGAGAUACGUUGAAGGAGUGGGAGGGGAAGUUGACGGGGUUGAGGGAGCAUGGGGAGAAGAUUACUUUGAGGUUGGUGAAGAUGGGCGAUUUGUGGAGGGUGGGCGGGAGGGACGGGAAGACGUUGGCUGCUGUGGCGCUGUGGGAGGGGUUGAGGAGGGAGGGGAGGGUGUAG